Eimeria mitis is the source of this 635-nucleotide messenger RNA. RefSeq lists its product as uncharacterized. Lineage: Eukaryota; Apicomplexa; Conoidasida; Eucoccidiorida; Eimeriidae. The record is from RefSeq and is a predicted model, not a curated record.
AUGCGACGGAGGCUUUCAGAUACAGAUGAUGAUAGGGAGCGUUCUGAUAUUCUAGAGCAAUGCCUGGAUUUGGAAGAGGAACUUGGCCAUCCGCUAGCUGCUUCAGAGCGUGUGGAUGAGUCGAACGAAGUAAAAGCUAGACUCGUCGACAUGCUACCAACAAGCGGUGGAGCCGCUCUUACUCCGGAGGGCUGGCUCGAUGAUCCUCUAGCAAACAUCUAUCAACAAACUUCCCAGCAGGUGGCAGUGGGCACUGUAUGGAGAAAUCCAGUGGUGGAAGCAGCUUCGACAGCUCCCAUCGAUGCAGGUUCUGUGGGAACGCCCAGUGAAGGUGCAGUGAAGGGGUCUGCGUCUGCUCCGGCUGUGAAGGCAGCAAGGCGUGGAGGCGCAGGAAAAGGUGGGGCACCAGGCAUUCGUCAGCAUCCUUUUGUUCGGCUGCCAGCGGUGAAUCCGGAGGACAUCCACAGAAGCUUCCGGGGAUCAUUCUUGCCUCGGCGUACACUGGCAGCCAGUUAUCUCACCCGCUGUGGAGGUUGUGGGUGCAGGACGAUGAGGACUUCUCUGGUUCUGCUGAUGAAGUCGAAAGUUCUGCUCUCUCUAAUGCGAACGAUCGGCAAGAAUCAAAUGAACCAUGA